Wasmannia auropunctata (little fire ant) is the source of this 2841-nucleotide messenger RNA. Its product is annotated as protein gooseberry-like. Gene Ontology annotation, molecular function: RNA polymerase II cis-regulatory region sequence-specific DNA binding; DNA-binding transcription factor activity, RNA polymerase II-specific. The transcript has 5 exons. Bases 418 to 1956 code for a protein of 512 amino acids. Gene Ontology annotation, biological process: anatomical structure development; regulation of transcription by RNA polymerase II. Lineage: Eukaryota; Metazoa; Arthropoda; Insecta; Hymenoptera; Formicidae. The record is from RefSeq and is a predicted model, not a curated record.
GAUCAGCGCGUCGAUCAGUCGACAUCCAUUUCCAAGUGCGAACAGACGCAAAUGCGAUCGCGGCCAUUCGACGGAACUCAAAUCGAGAGGAGACAAGAUAUGAUCACGAUUGGGCCCGACGGUCGCAAACCGCAAUCCCAAUGGAUUUCCACAACCAGAAUUUUAUCCUCCAAGAAUGUAUGUUUAGUGUUUGUCUACGUGUUCUCCGUUUCACGAUCGUCGAGUGAAUUGCAACUACAUUAGGCGGGGGAGAAAACGAAACAUUUGUGAGAUUUAUUUCGGGAGAAAGGACAGCUUGAUAUCGUUUUCUUUUUUUUACGAAGGGCUUAGUGAGGUGCGGUUUAGUGAGGUUUGUACAACAUUCGGUGUCGAAGCGAACUCGUCGAAACUAUUUUGCAGUGGUUUGGUUCGGCUGAAAUGACGGUUACGACUAACUUCUCGAUGAUGCGACCAUGUUUUACUGGAUAUCCCUUUCAAGUAAUGGAAGCGAUGAAAGGAGGAAGUGUAUCGGUUGUUGCAGACAUAGGAUCAAUACCGGGCCAGGGCCGCGUAAAUCAGCUCGGUGGUAUCUUCAUCAACGGACGACCGCUGCCUAAUCACGUCAGAUUGAAGAUUGUCGAGAUGGCCGCUGCCGGGGUCAGGCCGUGUGUUAUAUCGAGACAAUUGAGGGUGUCCCAUGGAUGCGUGUCGAAGAUUCUAAAUCGCUAUCAGGAAACUGGUAGCAUCAGGCCCGGAGUCAUCGGUGGCAGCAAACCGCGCGUGGCCACGCCGGAGGUGGAGACGAGAAUCGAGGAGUACAAGCGCGACAACCCGGGUAUGUUCUCGUGGGAAAUCAGGGAUCGACUGAUCAAAGAGGGCAUCUGCGAACGGACCAGCGCGCCGAGCGUGUCCGCAAUUUCUCGACUACUCCGUCGCGAUUCCGAAGACGACGUUAAACUAGGUGACGGAAAAACGAGUUCCGGAUCCGAUUGCGAGAGCGAACCGGGGAUCACGCUGAAAAGGAAGCAGCGCAGGAGCAGGACGACCUUCACGGCUCAUCAGCUGGACGAGUUGGAACGGGCGUUCGAGAAGACACAGUAUCCUGACAUCUACGUCAGGGAGGAGCUUGCCCAGAGGACGAGACUGUCGGAAGCCAGGAUCCAAGUGUGGUUCAGCAAUAGAAGAGCCAGACUGAGGAAACAUAUCUCUUCGUCGACGUCCGCUGGAUACGUCGGUUCCGUCGCCUAUCCGACCGGUUACGUUAUUCAUCCACCGGCACCGCCUCAUCCUCACGCGGGAGCGCCCGUACCGCCAGGCCAUCCGCAUCCUCAUCCGCAUCCGCAUCCUCAGAAUCUGCCGGACGCGGCGUUCUCUUCCGGUCAAGUUUCCGAACUGUAUUCAUCGCAUCAUGCAUCAGUGAGUCACCAAUUGGCGGACUCCGCGACACGACUACCCUCGUCUGUCGGAUCGACUUCGACUUACAGUUUUCCGGCCACGGUGACUUAUCCCAAUCUAUCGGUGCUAUCGCCGGCCUCGGCAACGACGGCUCAUAUGACUCACCAGGCGGCCUCCACAUCGUCCAGCUAUCAGCAAACGAGCAAUCAUCAGUUACCGCCGCCUCCGAACUCCCUCGUCACUAUGAUGGGUCCGAAUUCGGGCAAUUCGACAUCCGCUCCCGAUCAACUGGCCUCGUCGGAACUCCCGAUCAGCUCGGUUUCACCUCCUCAGCAGCAGCAGCAGCAGCAAUCACAGCAACAGCAAACGCAGCAACAGACUAGUCAAGGAACUACAUCGCCAUCAUGGAAUCUCGCAAUCACUGCAGCCAGCGGCAGUAGAGUCAAUCUAUCGAGUCCGCCGACGAGUCUGCAACAGCCUCAUGCCUACAGCGCUCAUCCCCAUCAAGCUUUUGCUAGCCCUUAUGCUGCGCAGAGCUUUCAACAGCCACCCAGGCCGGUGCCACAGUCCUUCUGGUAUUAAAGUAUGAUCUUAUAGUUGUUAAUUUUUAAACUCUUUAAAAGUUACAAAUUGGCCGACAUUUGUAUUGUUAAAAAAACCUGGAAAAGAGGCAUAGGUGAUGAUAGAUUCUAAUUACAUUGCUAAGCCUAUUUAAAGAAUAUCUUGAAGGAUUUUAAUAAUUCAGUCUGAUCACAUGACUACGAAAUGUAAUUAAUAUUGCUAUUUUGCAUGUGACAAUUUACACUAGCAUCUAGAUAGUUAGUUUAGUUAUCAAAUUCGUAACGUAUAAGGGAAACGUUAGGCUAACAAUAAGUUAAUGUAUCAAGAUAAGUUAGGCUGAAUUGUUUUCUUAAAGGAAACACGUGUAUAUACAUACAGAAUAUUAUACAUAUACGUGUAUAUUAUAUUAUAUAUAUAUAUAUAUUAUAUACAUACAUGGAUCAUAUACUAGGUAGCAGUUAUAAUUAAACUUUAUAAGAUAAAAUUGUGUACACAAAAUGAGUUUCAAGACGCUACGUCGAUCACUUCCAAAUAACAGAAACUUAUACUUUAUAAAGAUUUAUUAACAUUUGUUAAAUAUUUUACGAUACAAAACUGUAUAUACAUUUUUUUCCGAUUCAUAGAUUUCUACAUUUUAUUUUAAUUCCUCUUUUGCAAUGUUUUAUGUUUACAGUGCGACCAAAAAUUUAGCUUUUAAAUUGUAAAUAUGUAUUAAUACUUUUGUAUAUAUAUGAACAACGUUAUUUGAUUGCACUAGUUUUAAAAAUGCAAAAUGUUCCAGUUACUCAAUAUAUGUAUGUUGUACAUUGUAACUGUACAAUACAUAAAACACAUAUGCAUAUGAGAUUUAAGUGAUUGUGUACGCGAGCAGUGAGACGACAGCUUUGAAAAUCAAACUUACGAAAA